This is a messenger RNA of Myxocyprinus asiaticus (Chinese sucker), 5699 nucleotides long. RefSeq names its product cytosolic purine 5'-nucleotidase-like. The record is from RefSeq and is a predicted model, not a curated record. The transcript is spliced from 18 exons. NCBI's taxonomy places the organism in Eukaryota, Metazoa, Chordata, Actinopteri, Cypriniformes, Catostomidae. The coding region runs from base 221 to 1897 and encodes 558 amino acids. Gene Ontology annotation, molecular function: 5'-nucleotidase activity.
CACCGCCUUGUCCUGACCCUCAACAACUGCCUAUAGCACGGUGAUGAAAAGACGAGCUUUUUGAUUUACAAUAACAGUGAGACUUGCGGCUUCAGUUCUUUACUGGACCGUAAUUUCUAUAAGUGACAUUUUCCAAAGCGAUCGCGGUUUAAAGUGCAGAGGGUGCAUUUGAGCUUUUUGGGCAUUGAGGAAAGACUCAGUUGUAGAACUGACAGAUUUAAUGAUGACGACAUCAUGGAGUGAUCGACUUCAGGACUAUGCAGACCUCCCGGCAAACAUGGAUGGACUAGCUAUGAAGAAAUACUGGAGAGAGGCCUACCACAGAGUGUUUGUGAACAGAAGUUUGGCCAUGGAGAAGAUAAAAUGCUUUGGCUUUGACAUGGAUUACACUUUAGCAGUAUACAAAUCACCUGAAUACGAGUCUUUGGGAUUUGAUCUGACUGUGGAGCGGCUGGUCUCCAUUGGCUACCCACAAGAAUUGCUCAGCUUUGUUUAUGACCCCACUUUCCCUACAAGAGGUCUGGUGUUUGACACCAUGUAUGGCAACCUCCUGAAGGUGGAUGCUUAUGGAAACAUCCUGGUCUGUGCCCAUGGCUUUAUCUUCCUUCGUGGCCCUGACAUCCGAGAGCUCUACCCCAACAAGUUUAUCCAGCGUGAUGACACAGAGCGCUUUUACAUCCUCAACACACUCUUUAACCUUCCAGAAACAUACCUCUUAGCCUGCCUGGUUGACUUCUUCACAAACUGUGACCGAUAUUCCAGCUGUGAAACAGGCUUUAAGGAUGGAGACCUCUUCAUGUCCUUCAAGAGCAUGUUUCAGGAUGUUCGAGAUGCUGUUGACUGGGUGCAUUUUAAGGGAACGCUGAAGAAGAAAACAGUGGAAAACCUGGAGAAGUAUGUUGUGAAAGAUGCAAAGUUGCCAUUGUUGUUGAGCCGCAUGAAUGAAGUCACCAAAGUUUUCUUGGCCACCAACAGUGACUACAAAUACACUGACAAAAUAAUGACAUACUUGUUUGACUAUCCUUAUGGCUCAAAGCAUGGCAUUCCACACCGUCCAUGGCAGUCCUACUUUGACCUGAUUCUAGUGGAUGCUCGGAAGCCUUUAUUCUUCGGAGAGGGAACGGUUCUAAGACAGGUGGAUAUGACCACGGGGAGACUGAAAAUAGGUACAUACACUGGACCUCUACAGCAUGGCAUUGUCUACUCUGGAGGUUCCUCUGACAUUUUGUGUGACCUGCUCGGAGCAAAAGGGAAGGAUAUUGUGUACAUUGGGGAUCAUAUUUUUGGGGAUAUCCUUAAGUCCAAGAAGCGACAGGGCUGGCGGACAUUCCUUGUGAUUCCUGAAUUGGCACAGGAGCUGCAUGUGUGGACAGACAAGAGCUCUCUGUUCGAAGAACUGCAGGGCUUGGACAUUUUCUUGGCAGAACUAUACAAGCAUUUGGACAGCAGCAGCAAUGAGAGACCAGAUAUCAGUGCCAUCCAGAGAAGAAUGAAGAAAGUAACUCAUGACAUGGACAUGUGUUACGGGAUGAUGGGUAGUCUUUUCCGCAGUGGUUCUCGGCAGACUCUGUUUGCAUCUCAGGUGAUGCGUUAUGCUGACCUGUACGCUGCUUCAUUCAUCAACUUGCUCUACUACCCCUUCAGCUACCUGUUCAGAGCCGCACAUGUGCUGAUGCCCCAUGAGUCCACAGUGGAGCACAGCCACGUGGACACAGACACAGAGUCUCCUUUGGCCACACGCAACCGCCACUGCACUGACUGUAAGGACAUUGACUGCAAAAGAAACCAGCUCACAUGCUCCAUCAGCGAAAUCAAACUGCCCCACCUGUUCGCUCAACCACCGCAGGAAAUCACACACUGCCACGAUGAAGAUGAUGAUGAAGAGGAGGAAGAGUAGAUGGUGUUAGGAGCCUUAUAGGGUAAAGAUCCAUAGGGAGAAAAUGACAGAGUGAUGACGAUGAUGAUAUGGUGUGGUGUAGAUGAGGAGUGGACAUAUGAAGUAGAUAUUGGAUAAACAAGCUCAAGCUCAAACAGCUAUGUGGAUAGCACCAGAGUUUGGUUCUACCCUUUACUGGCUGUUUCCUUCUUUUAAAUGAAAAAAGAAAGAAUGAAUAAAAGUUUUUUUUUUUUUUUUCCAAUAAAUAAUUUUAGUGAUUUUAGUAACGAUGAGGGUGGGAUCUGAAAUUGUUUUCAAUAUGGAUAGAAUCAUCAUUGAAUCAGCUCAAAUGUGAUAGACAUCAAAUGAAAACAGUGAAGGGACAUGGUGCUUUACUGUGAGCUGAUGGAGAAAUGUACAUGCAUCAUACUGUGACACAAACACAAACAAACUAAUCAAACCCUAUUAGUAUGAGGGAAGAGUUGAUUUCAGUUGUUUGGUACUGUACACAGCUUAUUAUAUUCAGAAUAUCAUGGUCCAGUAUUUUAUUAUAGUCAUAUUAUUUUUAAAAGAUGUUUAGACCUUUUUUAUAACUUUAAGUCCAUCCAGUUAGAUUAGCUUAGUUUGCUACCUCCUGAAAAGAUUGUAUCCAAUAACUGUCUCUUAGAAAACUGUGCAUGUUGGCAGAGCAUCUGUGUUUAAGUCCUGCGUGUGUUAUGAAUGUGAAUGAAGCACAGAGAAACUGAAGCACACGGUUUAGUGUGACGUGUUUGAGGAAGUGUGGCCAACACAAGAAUCCAGUUACUUGGCAACGGCAUGCAGCCAGUUUCUGUUUUUUUUUUUUGUUUGUUUUUUGUUUUUUUUAAAGGGGUUUAUUGUUACCCUUUGGUUUUCAUCUAUUAUUUUUAUGCAGAUAUCUUGGCUAGACGUAAUGCUGCACAGUAGCUAUUAACAUAUGCUUGUAUUACAACAGAAAAUGAGAAUCCCUGAACACACACAGACACACAUGAUUUCAGUACCUGCUCUAAUUUUGGCAAAACCAGCAUAGGGCAUGUAUUUUUAUACAGUUAAUAUAAAUUGGACGCAACAGUCUAAAGUUUGACUUAAUCCUUAGGUGCCAUUAAAGGGAUACUGUAAAGCAGUAUUCAAUGAAUGUCACAAACUAUUCAAAUAUCAAAUAUAAGUGACCUUGAUAUUCAAAAAAAUUAACUAUUUAGUAGGAGAUCUUUAAAGGAGCUUAUCAUUAUCCAUCAAAAAUAAGAAAUUGAGAUCAACCAAGGAAAUGUAUAGAUCAUUGUGGGGAAAAAGUCAAAAGUUAAAUGGAUAGUUUACCUCAAAAUGAACACUGUCUCAUCUUUUACUCACCCUCAUGCCAUCCCAGAUGUCUAUGACUUUCUUUCUUCUGCAGAAUACAAAUGAAGAUUUUUAGAAGAAUAUCUCAGCUCUGUAGGUCCAUACAAUGCAAGUGUGUGGUGGCCAAAAUUCUGAAGGUCCAAAAAGCACAUAAAGGCAGUAUAAAAGUAACUUUAUGCUCCAGUGGUUAAAUACAAUUUUUCAGGGGGCGAUAUAAUAGGUGUGGGUAAAAAACAGAUCAACAUUUUAGUCCCUUUUUUUUUAUUUUAUUUUUUUUACAAUAAAUCUCCACUUUCACUUCCACAUUCUUAUUUUUUUUUUUUUUUUUUUUUUUUUUUUUGGCGAUUCACAUUCUUCGUGCAUAUUGCUACCUACUGGUUGGGGCUGGCCAAAGGUGGAGAUUUAUAGUACAAAAUGACUUAAAUAUUGAUCUGUUUCUCACCCACACUGGGACGGCAUGAGGGUGAUUAAAUGAUGAGAGAUUUUUAAUUUUUGGGUGAACUAUCCCUUUAACAGCUGGGCAUUGUGAAACUGAUGUGAUAGGUUCGGUAACAGAGAAUGCUAUUGCUCUGGUGAUUGUUUCUAUGGAAAUUAAUGCAGUCCUGGCUAAUGUUUGAAAUCUAUUGAUGGUUUACUCCCAUGAUGGUUUACAAUACAGUGUACAGAAUUAUUUUUUAAUUUUUAGCUGAUAGGAUUUAGACCCUUUUUAGAUGUGUAACCGAACAGCAAGAAUGUGAAAGCCAGUGCGUUUGUAAGAUAUCAAUGCCUUCGAGGAAUAAGGUGGUUCAUUGUUUAAGGAGGAAGAGGUUUUUAGAUCUGGGAAGUAUUCAGAUCGCAUGGAACAGGUAGAAGAUUUGGAAGAUUUUUGUGCACUAUAUAUGCAUUACUCAAAAAACAUUAUGUUGGAUUGAGUGAAUUAGGCUACACAUACCACAGUGCAACCUGUAUUACUCAUAUCAUAUGCAUAUUGUAACUGUUAUUGUUUUUAUUUUAGAGAACGUAGUUUUUCAUAGAGAUGAAAGUCAAAAAGGAAAAACCAAGUAGGAGAUAUUUUUAAACCUACAGUGGAUAUUUUGUAUGUGUACACAUAGUUUGAUAGAAACUGGACAUCCUAAGAUGGGGCAGCUCUUUCAAAAUAUGCUUGUUUUUGGUCCCAGUUUUAAAGACACCAUGGUAUAAAGUGAAUUGACAAAGUUGUCCAUGACUUGGUAAAUAAGAGCCAACAUCUUCCUUAUCUGUGUUCAUCAGCCUUUUACACAGCCUCAGUAUUAUGUGUGUGUGUGUGUGUGUGUGUGUGUGUGUGUGUGUAUGGGCAGGUUUGGGUGGUUUAUGAGGACAAUUUUUUAGGUUACAAACUGGUAAUUACAAGGGUAUUAUAAAUACCUUUAAUAAAUGUGGUUUAUGAGGACAUUUCUAGUGUCCCCAUAAUUCAAAUCGCUUAAAAAACACACUAAACUAUGUUUUUUGAAAAUGUAAAAAUGCAUAAGGUUUUUUUUUGUGAGGGUUAGGUUUAGCAGUAGGGUUAGGGGAUAGAAUCUGUAGUUCGUACAGUAUAAAAAUCAUUAUGUCUAUGGAGAGUCCUCAUAAAGAUAGCCACACCAACGUGUGUGUGUGUGUGUGUUGUGUGUGUGUGUGUGUGUGUGUGUGUGUGUGUGUGUGUGUGUGUGUGUGUGUGUGUGUGUGUGUGACUGGCUCACUGGGCAUGGAUUAAAACUAUUCCUGGGCUAGUUUACACUGAUGUUGGCAAUUGUUCUUUUUAGUGUGAUUGUCUAUGCAAGGUAAACUGUGAUCGGUAAAGGUAAAGUGAUCACAGAAAGAAUUAGUACGAUAGAAAAGCAUUAAGUUUAAACCAUAUUCGUCCAGAAGACAUUGCUUCUCAAGGGCAGAAUAAAUUGCUGAAAUGAUCGUUUGGUGCUAGUUAUCAUCCCAGAUACCUCCUUAACGGGUGAAGAGCUCAUCCUUUCAGUCACAGGCACAGUAGCAUUGUACGUGCAUAUGUCUCUGUUUGAAUCAGUGUUUUUGUUUUACUAUCUUUUGCCAUAGUUCACAGUUCUAUCUGUUAAACCUGCCAAUAACCUACUAAUACAUACUGUUUGUUCCUUUCUAUUUUUUUUUUUACCUUUUUCCUAAUUUCUUUCUUUUUUUUUUUUUUUUUGUUGUGUUUUGUUGUUGUUGUUGUUGUUGUUGUGAUGUUGGAAACGUUUUCAUUAGCUUUCAGAUUAGCAAAGGAAAAGUAUAAAACUGUGCCAUCUAUAAGAUAUUUAAAAACAAAAUAGCCAUGACACUUAUUAAUCCCUGCUUUUUUGUUGUUUUGUUGUUAUUUGUUUGUUUAGGGCAUGUGAUUUCAUGUCUCCAAAAUUCAUUUCUCCCUGAAAUAUGAUUUUCUUAUUUACAGAGUUCUAAACUAUUAGUUAUACUGUACAUAUGGGGAAUUACACUAAAAUAAAGCUAAUUUUCCACUAUAAAUUCA